Messenger RNA from Morone saxatilis (striped sea-bass), 702 nucleotides. RefSeq lists its product as uncharacterized. The transcript is spliced from 2 exons. The record is from RefSeq and is a predicted model, not a curated record. The coding region runs from base 1 to 702 and encodes 233 amino acids. NCBI's taxonomy places the organism in Eukaryota, Metazoa, Chordata, Actinopteri, Moronidae.
AUGGUCCGAAGAUUGUGUUUGGGAUUUUUUGACGUAACGCUGGUCUUCCUCCUGCUGUGCUCUGUCACAGGCUUGCUGCUGAUGGACCAGCGCAGAGAUGCAGAGGAUGACCGGGGGCUCAACAAAGCCAUUUUGGAAAUGCUACAUAUCAAUAAAGUGUCUGCGAGCCAUCAGGCUAAGCCCCAUCCCUACAUGAGGAGGAUCUAUCAGCGUCUGGACUCACUGGAGGCUCAAGACUUGGGUAGUUCAGAUGGAACGCUGGUGCAGAGUUAUCGGAGCAUCGCUGGUCCACACCACGCUCCUCCAGGAUGGAUCUGGUUCAACGUCAGCAGCCUGAGCCCCUCCAUGCUGGGGGCAGAGCUGGUUCUGUUCAGGAAAACCCUCCACCCCCGUCCCCUCAGUGUGACUGUCACCCUGCACAGCGUCACAGCCUCACAGGGGGGUCUGGAGGAAAGUCCCGCCCUCGAGGAGAGACUGCUGACCCUGGACCAGCGAACCUCAUCUGGAUAUGAUGUGUUUGACGUGUCAGCUGUUCUGGCUGUGAAGCCUCUGGAGGUGGUGGGCUUUCAGCUGCGUUAUACAGACGAGAGUGGGAGUCUGGUCCUUCAUGAAGCCCUGACGCAGAGUCUUUACUGCCUGAACAGAGGCUCUCUAAGUGAACCCUUACUUGUGCUUUACCAAGCCCACCCCCUCCACAUCUGA